AUGCGCAUCCCAAAGAGCUCCCGAGGAGCCGGAGACAGCGGGGUCCCUCCCAGGACGGGAUCCCACUCUGCUCAUCAAUUUUUGAACGCGUGUUCAGCAACACUUUCCACCCUGUCCUGUCAGCCAGCACCUCGCCACAAGCUGGGAACGAGCUCCGUGCGGGACUUCUCCGGCAGGAACAGCCCAGCUCUGGGAGCAAAGCUGGGAGCAAAGCUGGGAGCAAAGCCGGGAGCAAAGCUGGGAGCAAAGCCGGGAGCAAAGCUGGGAGCAAAGCUGGUUCCGAGCUGGCACCGGGCUGGCACCGAGCUGGCUCCGGGGAACCCGCGCUGCUGCCGGGCCAGGAGCGGGAGGCUGGAUCCGCUCCCGGACCGCCCCUCCACGGCCCUGGAGCGACCCACGGACAGGGACCGAGCCGGAUCUCCCCCAGGGCUGGGGGCAAAGGGCCCGAGGUGUUUCCCGGGGCGGCGGCAGGUGCCGCCCGGCCGCUGCGCCCUGUUCGACCCGGCCUUCUCGGCGCGGGAGGCGGCGGCGCUGCGAGCGCUGGGGCUGCGCCUGCUGCCGGAGAAUGAGGAGGGGAAGCACGGUGUCCAGGGCGCGGCCACGCUGUUCUACAUGGUGCACUGCGGGAAGGCCCUGUACAACAACCUGCUGUGGAGCAACUGGAGCCCCGCGGCGCUCUCCAAGCUGGUCAUCAUCGGGAACAGCUUCCGAGGAAUCGAGGAGAGAUUGCUGUCCAGAAUCUUGGAGAGAGAUUAUUCUUACAUAGCAAAGGUCUUGAAAGGAGUGGAGGAAGUGGCACUCCCCAGUCACCCCCGCUACCUGGACACUUUCAAUGACACCUCCGUGCACUGGUUUCCCCUGGAUAAACUGCAGGAGCUCUCCUCUGAGGUCUGGGAUUUUGUGGAGGAGCCGAUGUACCAAGAUUGUGAGGACCUGGAGAUCAUCAGGAAGGGGGAGGAAGCUACUGCCAAGUCCUGACCAUCCCUGUGGUGGCAGGGCUGGGAUCCAUAACUCUUCCCAUGGAAGCUUCUGGGCAGCUGAGAUGGAGCUCAAGUAGCAUCAGGCUCUGUCAAAAGUGACAGCACCUGAAUGCUGAGGUGAUGGGACAUUUUUGUAUGUUAUUUAAUAAAAAGUAAAGCUGA
This is a messenger RNA of Parus major (Great Tit), 1142 nucleotides long. RefSeq names its product SRR1 domain containing (gene SRRD). The coding region runs from base 1 to 978 and encodes 325 amino acids. NCBI's taxonomy places the organism in Eukaryota, Metazoa, Chordata, Aves, Passeriformes, Paridae. The transcript has 5 exons. Gene Ontology annotation, biological process: microtubule-based process. Gene Ontology annotation, cellular component: cytoplasm; nucleus. The record is from RefSeq and is a predicted model, not a curated record.